GAGCGAAUGAACGCCUCCCUCCAUCCUCCUGAUGAACAUGUAAAAAAUACAGACCACCAAAGGGCGUCCAUCUUUUGGGUUAACGAAGGAGAUUAAACGCGCGCGUCUGAUGAUAAGAUUACAAAUCUGGCUAAUCUAGGGCUGGAUUAGCCUGGUGAUCUGUCGCUGAUCCGGAUCGCGUUCCCUCCGAGAGGCAGACCAAAGGGAUGCGGGGAUGUUUCGGGGACUCUGCCAUGGAUGCCCGUGAACUGAUGAGAGUCCUCUUUCAUUCUCGUUCUGGAUAAUUUGAGAAUCGUUCGACUUCGUCAUGGUUUGGUUGCGGAGAUUCCUGCAGAUGUCGGUGCUGCUCUUCCACAGCAGGUGGUGGGUGGUCGAGCCGAGCCCCACCGAGGAAGGAACGCUCCGGAGCGGCCACGGGGAGCACGGAGAGCCGGGCCACCAAGAGCCUCACAAGGACUCCUACAGCACCUUUGCCUCGGAGUUCCUGGAGUCUAGAUAUCUGUCUGAUGACGGUUAUCCGUUCCCCACCGCCCCGCCAGUCGACCCGUUCGCCAAAAUCAAAGUCAGCGACUGUGGAGUAACCAAAGGCUGUAUCAGAUAUGGAAAACCUGGGUGUGACGCGGAGACGUGUGAAUACUUUCUGAGUUAUCGUCGCAUCGGGACGGAUGUGGAGUAUGAGAUGAGUGCUGACACAGACGGAUGGGUGGCUGUAGGUUUCUCAUCUGACAAGAAAAUGGGGGGAGAUGACGUGAUGGGGUGCGUGCAUGAUGAUAACGGACGUGUGCGGAUUCAUCACUUCUACAACGUCGGCCAGUGGGCCAAAGAGAUCAAGAGAAACCCAGCUCGGGAUGAAGAGGGGAUUUUCGAGAACAACCGAGUGACUUGUCGCUUCAAGAGACCUUUAUACGUUCCCCGAGAGGAAACGCUGGUGGACCUGCACCUGUCAUGGUACUACCUGUUUGCGUGGGGCCCUGCCAUUCAAGGCUCCAUCACGAGGCACGACAUCGACAGUCCUCCGGUCAGCGACCGCAUGAUCAGCAUCUACAAGUACGAGGACAUCUUCAUGCCCUGCACAGCCUAUCAGACCUUCAGCUCCCCCCUCUGCCUGCUGCUCAUCGUCGCUCUCACCUUCUAUCUGCUCAUGGGAACGCCAUAAGGAGGCAGAAGAGAAGAAAAGAAAUGAAGCAAUAAGAAAUGAAGCUCCCAUUUCUACCUGGAACCACACGGAAAUGCACAAAAAACUACAAACGCUCUUGACAAUUAAUCAAACAAAUACAAUAGAUAAGUCAUUUAUAGGUGAUAUGUCAGCAUAGUACUAGAUUAGAAUAGUUGAUCAAGUUUAACACUUUUAGACAGCUUCUUUUAUUUUGAAAGAUUCUGUAUGCCAGUAAAUAAGUAUUUCAAAUCUUUGAAACGCUGCAUGGAAUCCAAAAGAAACCCCCAUGGACUGAAAACCGGCUGCUGAGUGAUGACUCAUGGUGAACUUGGCUGAAACUCAAAGACUUUUUGAGGAUGAAAGGAAAUAAAAGAACUCACAAGCGCACUUCCGGCACAGAUAACCCGCUAUGUUUAUGUGGACGACAGCCAAAUAUUCUCCGUCACCCGCAGAGACUGUUUCUAUCAGAGUUUUUUGGCCCUGUGGCUGCAACUGAAAAAGAGAGACAAAGACUGAUACAUAAGCAAUAAACUGAAGCAAAACGGACUAAAAAAAUAUUCUUGUAGCAUUUUGAUUCCUCUGGAAAAUGUAUGAAUAUGUUAAGAUGCCAAACAGUGUUUUCAUGGAAUGGUGAACAUUUUAAAAUGAAAAGUCAAGAAAGCAUAAAGUAUAACACUUCUGUGGAUUUAUGUGACUUUACCAGUAUGAGGCCAAACAGUAUCUAUAAAAAUGUGCUUGUCGAGCAAAUACCUUA
This is a messenger RNA of Oryzias melastigma (Indian medaka), 1910 nucleotides long. Its product is annotated as DOMON domain-containing protein FRRS1L. NCBI's taxonomy places the organism in Eukaryota, Metazoa, Chordata, Actinopteri, Beloniformes, Adrianichthyidae. The record is from RefSeq and is a predicted model, not a curated record. The transcript is spliced from 5 exons. The coding region runs from base 308 to 1156 and encodes 282 amino acids. Gene Ontology annotation, biological process: regulation of glutamate receptor signaling pathway.